AUGGCGGAAUCCUUGGAUUCGGGAAGCCUGCGAGAGAAAAUGUCGAGCAGUGCAGGGAGAGCGAUGAACAAAGUCAAGAGCGUCAUGGCGCCGACCUCCAUUGCCAACGCCGGAGUGGCUGCAUCGGAGCUCAUCGGCGUCGUUGCAGCCGGUGCCAUGGCUACCUCCGAGCAGCUGGUGUCGGGAUUGAGCACGGUGGGGGGGGGGAUCAGUGCUGUGGGAGGGAAGGUGGUGGGUGGGAUGGAUGUGUUCUGGAAGGAAUCUCCAGAGGAGGAUGCUCUUGCUCAGGUUGAUGAGAAGAAGUGGAACAGUUGGUCAAAGCAGCAGGCAAGGCAGGGUGAGGUUGAGAAGACCAAGGACAGGCUCUCUCUCCAGGCCAAGAUGAUGAGCGCGAGCGACAGAUCCAGCAUGGGGGAGGGGGAAGCGCAGGACGAGGAGGGGGUUUGGCUGGACUUCGUGAAGCUAGAGCGGCUCAAGGCACACGCCUGUGAAUGGGAUCGGAUUGGACGUAGCGAGGAGAACGCGUUGAUAGACCUGCUGGACGGUCUGCCGAAGGAUCCGAUGGAGAUGGAGGAGGUGGAGUUCGACGAGGUGGUAGAGGAGUACGUCAGGCUGAGCGAUGCGGCGCAAAGGGACCUGGCGGACACUUGCCGGGCAAGAUGGGGGGACUUCAAGAAGGGGCUGCAUGAGGUGGAGAUGCUGGAGCGAGAGCUCUCGGCCGCGAAGUUCGUCUGCUCGAAGGGAAGGUCUUCCCUGAACCUGGCUCGGAUCCAACUUGAGGAAGGCAACGUGGCGGCCCACUUCAGGAAGAAGCAGGUGCUGCAGGAGGUCUGUGCGCUGCUGUCGCAGCUUGUGCAAGCUCUUGAUCGAGAGGAUAGAGCCAUGGAGGCUCUCAACGGCAGAUCGCCCGACUAUGCCCUGGCAAGAACCCUCAGCAACGAGUGCUAUUCGUUCAUCGGGAUUGCUCCUCCCCACAGCCCCUCCGACCCGCUGACCCAUGUGUCUGAAGUAGGGGAGGAGGUUGGCCGGCAUGUAUCGAAGCUGCUCUGCGCCCAGGACGUGGCGACCCGCCUGUCGAGGCUGGAGGAGAGGUUCGACGUCAAGGUGAAGGACGGGUUGAAGGAGCUGUGCAAGAACUUUGACAAGCAGACGUUCGAGCGCAUCUUCCUUGCAUACGCGAGGAACGGACGGCAGUGGGAGCUGGGGGAGAGCCUGCAUGGUCACUUCCUUGAGGGGCUCGACAAGGGGCUGCAGCAGAUUAUCUUCUCCACCGUGGCAGCGGACGCAGAGGAGGACGCGGUGACGCUGCUAACAAUGUCCUUCGAGCAGCUGAUCAGCAGGAUCCCAGCUGAGCAGAUGGUGAUGGCCCUUCUCAGCUGCUACCAGCAUAUGUGCGAGCUCCUGUCUUCCCUGCAGUCCGUCCUCCUCUACAUCAGGAAGAGCAUGCGGCGGGCGGAGAGAGACGCCGUCCGCGUCCUGGUGUCGCAGGGGAUGAGCGCAGGAGGGGCGCAGAAGCUGCUGGAGGAUGAGAAACUUGCCAUCGAAGAGUGCAUGAAGGGAGCGGAGAGCGUCGUUGAGCCUCCCGACCUCUCCAGUGCCGGGAAAGGAAGCGAAGCGGGCGUACUGCAGAGGAGCGCGUCGGCAGAAGGUGCAGAGGAGGAGGCGCAACCUGCAGAAGAGGAGACUCCCGAGAAGGAGCACGAGGCAGACCUGCCUCCCCGGCAGAGUCUGGACGUGGAGGCUCCUGCGAGGAUGAGCAUCGAUGAGAGCAGCACGGCAGGAAGCGCGAUAACCAACACUCCCUCAGCGGCAUCGCAGGGAGGAGAGAGAGUCGACGGUGAGAAGGCCGGGCAGAGUAGCAGCGUGUGGUCUCGCCUGAAGGCUGCGCGCACUAUGCUCAAGACCGGAACGCCGUCGAAGGGGGAAGAGGCAGCGGCACACGCUGCCGGGUCCUUCUCGGACAAGGCGGGAGAGCACAAGGGGGCACAGGGGGAGAAGGGAAAGGCGUGGCGGUCGAGCGGGAUAUCCGCUAUGUCAGCCAUGGCGGCAGCAGCGACGGGAGCAGGCAAGGCAGCAGCAGGAGCAGCUCAGAGCUUAGCUACUCAUGCUCACAUCGCCUCGCACUCGAGCGACGAACGGCACAGCUCUCAUGCUGCCAUGGCAGCCCACGAGGCCAACCACCUACAGGCGCCGAGCAAGAUCAAGGAGAAGCUGGUGCGGGGAGGGUUCAUGUCGGAGACCGGAGUAGCCAGCGCUAGAAGCUCCUCGUCAGUGUCCCUGCCCUCCUCCAUCUGGAUCCUUGAGCUGCUCCUCAACGGUACCCACAUCUCCCUCUGGGAUGAGGCGCAGAAUCGCGUGCGCUCGCUGGUCACCCUCCCGAAGAUCAACAGUCUGAGGAGGGAGGAGUACUGCAAGCUCAUGGCGGCCACCAAUCGCUUCGCCAAGUUCGGGGAGGAGCUGACGCGCCUGCCAGCGACGCUGCGGGGAACGAUAUGGUCGGUGUGCCGAGAUUACUACCAGAUGUUCCACCGUUCCUCCAUCCUCAUGGUCCAGACGUCGAUCGAGAGCGACUUUUGGCAGCCCUACCCGACAGGGGGGGGAGGACGGCUGAACCUGGCUACUGUCCAGGAGCUCCGCCCCUUCAUCUUCUGGGAGCAGGAGGGGAAGGGCGGCGCAGAUGCGAGGACAGGGAUGCAGGACAGUGUCUGGUCAGAGUUCUUCGGGGAGGUGGAGCAGGGAGAGAGGGGAGGAGGAGACGUGAAGGCUGAGGAGAAGAAGGGAAGAGGAGAGGACAGUAUCCCGCAGAAUCCGUUUUCUCAGCUCAGCCUGGAAUCCUUCGCGCUGCCUCCCAUGCCCAAGGCGACGGCGAGUGAGGAGGAGGACGCGGAGGGUGGUGGGAUGGAGGAUGGGGCCCUUGUUCCUCGUCAGGUGCGUUGA
This is a messenger RNA of Guillardia theta CCMP2712, 2937 nucleotides long. RefSeq lists its product as hypothetical. Lineage: Eukaryota; Cryptophyceae; Pyrenomonadales; Geminigeraceae. The coding region runs from base 1 to 2937 and encodes 978 amino acids. The record is from RefSeq and is a predicted model, not a curated record. Gene Ontology annotation, molecular function: SNARE binding. Gene Ontology annotation, biological process: endocytic recycling; retrograde transport, endosome to Golgi. The transcript is spliced from 4 exons. Gene Ontology annotation, cellular component: EARP complex.